Molecule: messenger RNA, 1666 nt
Organism: Dinoponera quadriceps
Lineage: Eukaryota; Metazoa; Arthropoda; Insecta; Hymenoptera; Formicidae
Product: DNA repair protein XRCC4-like
Exons: 2
Coding region: 16-918 (300 amino acids)
Biological process (GO): DNA recombination; positive regulation of ligase activity; response to X-ray
Cellular component (GO): nucleus; DNA-dependent protein kinase-DNA ligase 4 complex; DNA ligase IV complex
Molecular function (GO): DNA binding
Source: RefSeq, a predicted model, not a curated record
UUCAAACGAAACGUUAUGGUUGACAUAAGUGUAAGCCAGCUCGUGAAUCAGAUAGACCAAAGCAACUUUACAUUGUAUACGGAAUGGCAGGAUACGUACUUUAAAAUAAUAUUACUACGCUCAUGCUUGGUACCGCUGAGUGGUAAGAUGCAUCCACAGAAUAUCAUUUAUUUCCUGGAUCAUCUAGAUGAAUCCUUCGAUACGUAUCUGGAGAAAACGAAACGUGCCUUUUCCGGCGAAAGUAUGGAAAUACAAUUUUUCCUGCAAGACGACACAUUCAUGUGGAAAGAGCAAAAUAUUCUCACUCGUGGAGAAAUUACAGUAUCUCCCAUUUCAAACAUAUUAAUUAUCUCUGAUACUUUGAAAGAAAUAUUGGAGCGUUACCGAGGGUGUCGGGAACGCAUGAUAACGUUGGAAAAAGAAAAUGAAUACUUAAAUGAAAGUAAUGUGAAACUGAACAUACGUAUAGAAAAAACUGUAGGAAUAAAGGAAAAUAUGGAGAAGGAUUUUUAUAGAAAGUUCCUCUUACUCCUGAAUUCGAAGAAACAAAGGAUCAGAGAGCUUCAGGAAGCUCUGGAUAAGAAAACAACAAAAACGGAAUAUGAUGAAACCACUGAUGAAAACGAAGGAUCGGAUGUAGAAGACAAAAGAGUGCAAGAAACUAGCAUUAAGUCUACUAAUAUAAGGAAACGCAAGACGAACUCUCAGGAAGAUGAACAGAAAGAUAAAUCAAACAUUAGUAAGAGAAAUUUUAUGAGAUGUACAAAUUUCUUUUCUAGUGAAAAUUCAAGUCCCGAGCCAUCAACUAGUAAAGACAAGUCAAUAUUGAAAAAUGCAGAUGUGCAACAUAUAACGAUGGCCACCGAACAGCUUAAUACUUCAGAAGAAGAACCUGAAGACGAUCUAUUUUCUCAAUAACAAAAAAGUCUUACAUGAUAUACUUGUUUAAUAAAAUGUACAUAUUUUAUAUAUGUCUACAUCACACACACAUCAAUUAUAUACUGAAAUUGAAUAAUCUAGUCUAAUAUUUUAAUAAGAAAAUAUAUUUUUAAUAUUUUAAAGGAACAAAUUUAUCAUAUAUACAAUUAUGAUUUUAUAAUAUAUUUCGUUAAAUUUGAUUGCGUUAUAUAUAUAUAUGACGAUCAGCAUUAUUAAUUGUGUAUCAAUUCUACAUACGUAUGUGUAAUUUUUGCAAAUAUUGCAACUGUUUCGUUAUAUAUAGCGAAUUAUAUAUUUAUAUACUGAUGAAAUGUGAGACAGCAAUUUACAAAGUAUUUUAUCUAAUGUAUAAAAAAUUACGAAUAAUAAAAGUUCUAAUAAAUAUAUAUUGAAUAGAAAGAAUUUUCUGAGGCCAAUAUCCUGCACAUAUUUUACAUUUAUUCCACAAUGAUCAAAGUGACGGUUUUGUAAAAGACUGAAGUCAAGGAUCGGGGAAGAGUCGAGGAGUUUGAAAAUCACGAGAAUCACGAGAAAAUCACGAUUUUGCGGAGACGGUCCAGAAAAGUAACAACAAUUCGGUCAUCAAAGAUUGCCUAUCUGUUAAUGUUAUCCACAAUAUUUUACAUAAAAUAUAUAUUACAAUGUUGUUAUUAAUAAAUAACGAACUCGGUAAUAGAGUAAUAUUUCGGCUUAUCGUUUCGCUCUAAUAAUCAAUAUGCAUAUAUAU